Molecule: messenger RNA, 3751 nt
Organism: Anastrepha ludens (Mexican fruit fly)
Lineage: Eukaryota; Metazoa; Arthropoda; Insecta; Diptera; Tephritidae
Gene: rin
Product: ras GTPase-activating protein-binding protein 1
Exons: 4
Coding region: 792-3116 (774 amino acids)
Cellular component (GO): ribonucleoprotein complex; cytosol
Molecular function (GO): mRNA binding
Source: RefSeq, a predicted model, not a curated record
AGAAUGUAGAAUGAGUACAACUUUAUAACUCAUUUCAAUUCAACUCAACACUUGUUCAAUUUCGAGCUGCAUUAACAAAUUAAAAUAAAUUUAAAUAUUAGUACUGUACAAUUAAACAAAUUGCAACUGUGAUCAAUCCAAAAGGAAAUUGUAAGAAAGUACACUGAAGAGCGAAUAGCCAAAAUAUUACAGGAAAUUUUCGCAAGAGGUAGGCAGAAAACUUGAAGCCGAAACGACAGCAUUGUAGCCAAAAGACGACGACGACGGUGUAGAAGAAGACGUUAACGAAGAAACGAGGGAACCGGAGAAACACCAAGAAAACGUUGGUGGAAAUAAUUUGAUCAACAAAAGAUAUCGCAAAUUUGUAUCCAUUUUCUGUUGACCCAACAGAAAGAGUGACUUAGACCUAAUGUAAAUUCGAGUAGAUAUCAACAGUAUAAUCCAACAACACCACGCGCUAAACUAUAAAAUAUAAAAGCUGAAGCAAUAUUCCUGUGCAUUACAAAACCAAUAAACUAAUCACGCCAGCUCGCUCAUCUAAAAGAGGCACAACCUGCUCAAACCCAUAAUUGAAAUCGUCUACAUCUGCUAUAAACACCGCCGGUGAUAUUUAACGUUAUCAUCGAAUCACAAAAUCAUAGUUUAAACAUCGCACGCAUAUUCCCCCUCCCCUAUUUCUUGUAUUAACUGCUAAACGCCUAAUUUCUUUGGCGCUGGUAGCAUUUAUUGAGUAAUUGAACAGCGCAAAUCCCGUAAAUUGCAAGACAGCGAAAAAUAAAAAGUAAAACGCAAUGGUAAUGGAUGCAACUCAACCUCAGCAGCCAUCUCCACAAUCUGUUGGCCGCGAAUUUGUGCGCCAAUACUAUACUCUACUGAAUCGUGCACCAAAUCAUUUACAUCGUUUUUAUAACAACCAUUCAUCGUUUAUACACGGCGAAUCAACUUUGGUGGUGGGCCAGCGUAAUAUUCACAAUCGCAUUCAGCAAUUAAACUUUCAUGAUUGCCAUGCCAAGAUAAGUCAGGUGGAUGCUCAGGCAACGUUAGGUAAUGGUGUUGUUGUUCAAGUGACAGGCGAAUUGUCGAAUGAUGGCCAACCGAUGCGUCGCUUUACGCAGACAUUUGUGUUGGCUUCGCAAUCGCCGAAGAAGUACUACGUUCACAACGACAUCUUCCGUUAUCAGGAUCUAUAUUCGGAUGAGGAUAAUGAUGGAGAAGCACGUUCGGAGAACGACGAGGAACAUGAUCAGCAGCAGCAACCGGCUGUGGUUUCCGCUUCUACCGCUGCAAGUGAGCAACAAGUCGGAAUACAGGUGGGUGCUGGUACAGGGGCUGUAACUAUCGAACCGCAGCAACAGCAACCAUCUCAAGCGCAAGUUGUGUCUACAGGUUCAGGUGUGUUGCCCCAGCAGCAACCAGGCGCACAGGCUGCAGGUGGUUCACCACAACAACAAACAAUUUAUUAUUCGGUGCCGACUGCCGGAGGUCGUCCCGUGCCUUUAUUGGCAGCCGCAGCCGCAGCCCCACCACAAGGAGCCGCCACCGUGCCAUUGGCUGCACAAUUCCCAGCUGCCGCAUCCACGACCAGUAUACCACCACAACAAGUUCAGCUAAAUGGUGUUAGCCAUGAGGAUCUAUUGUCUGCCGCGAAUCAACAGCAGCAGCAGUCAGGAGCCGGACAACAACAACAACUGAUCGCACCGGCUUCUUCCCCUGUAGUCCAGCAGUCUGCGGGAAGUGGUGUUAACAUAGCCACCCCAGUGAUUGGCGCUCAAGCUGGUCCUGCUGUCGGUGUCGCUACUGUGCCCGUUGCCACAUCAGCUGCUGUUCCCCAAAGUGCAGCUGCAAAUUUACCCGGCUUCCAACAAUCUCUGCUGCAGCCGCAUGUUUUACAACAACCAAUGCCGCAACCAUUACUAACACAGACACAGGUGUCGCAACAAUCUGCUACAGUAGAUUUGGAAGAGGGUGUCAUUAACCCUAAUUUGACCAGCGUUGCGGAAUCGGUAACUCGCACGGGCUCGGCUGGUAUAUUAGCAGCAGCUGCAGAUAACUCUAACGUCACUGAGGACUUUAAGACAAUUAACGAACAGCAGCAGCAAGAGAAAUAUGAGGCCACUAAACAGCAACAGCAACUACAAAAUGAGCCAAAGACGUAUGCGAACCUAUUUAAAUCGACUUCUUCUUCGCCCAGUGGUUUUGUCACUGCAGCCAUGCAACAGCAACAACAGCAGCAACCAAACAAUAACGCCUUUCAGUCCGCGACCACGAUUUCCACUACUACGUAUUCACAGUCCAACUCAAAUACGACUUCAUCGCUUUCGGGAUAUAACAAUCGUAGUAGUGACUCUUCCUCGUUGCGCAUCGACAAUAACACUGCAGGUUCGGUUACACAAGGUGGUCCAUUACCCCAGCGCACUAAUACAUCCCGCAUCAAUAAAGACUAUGAGCCGCGUCGCACCAGCAAUGCCCAGCAACCUGACAACCAACAGCUGUUCCUUGGUAAUAUACCCCACCACGCUUCAGAGGAGGAGUUAAAGGCUUUGUUUAGUCGCUUUGGUCAAGUGCUUGAACUGCGAGUCAUGUCCAAGGCGAAUGGCAAGUUGCCACCCGGCGUGAGAAAUCCACAAAAUUUUGGCUUCAUUACUUUUGAAGAUCCAGAAUCUGCUCACAAUUGUUUAGCCCAUUGCCCCCUAUACUUUCCUGAAAACUCUCCGGAUGGACAAAAACUUAAUAUAGAAGAGAAAAAAUCACGUAUGCAACGUCAAAACAACGAGAUGCCACCACGGCAGUCGAUGGGUGGUAGCAGUAUUGGAGGAAACAUAAACAAUUCGCAACGCAACAUGAGUGGUGGUCCUCCAACCCGAUCGCUAUCCAAUUCAGCUGGUGGUGGAACAAGUGGUAUGAUGCGUAGCACUGGUAGCAGUGGUGCUAAUAGUAACAGUAUGUCGCGGGGUCAAUCCAGCGGUGGAGGUCCACGCCUCGGUGGCGGCUUCAGUCGCAGUGAGAAUCGGAGUGGUCCAACGAAUGGUGGUGGCUCACAAGUGCGCGGUGGCAAUCAAAACAGCGCACAAUCAUCUGGAGGCGGCGGCAGCAGCAACUACAGCACACGUCGCUAACCAUUAAUAUUCUUUUAUCACCCACAGCAGUCUUCGCGGUAUAACACAGUAACGGCUGCAGUUGCGACAACACCAACAACAACAACAACACCACCAGUACAGAAACAACAGCAGUAAUCUGGUUUGCGCGAUGAUUAAAGGAAGCAGUAAAUUUUUAUAAUUUUUGUAUUAGUAGAAAUGUUUGAAUUUGCUUGCGAAGUACCCGUAACGGAAAGCAGGAAAUCAAACCAAGCCCAAAUCUGAAAACCUCGACAAAAACAAGCAAAUGGACACAUGACACUACUGCUAUUUAUAUGCAAAACUUAAAUUAUUAUUGUUUGUUGAUUUUGUCGUUUUCUGAAAAACUCUUUCCUUAUACCAAUUUAUCUCUCAAUUUUUUUUACUCAUCAGUUUUCUCACAUGACCAUAGAACAUUUUCUCUUGUAAUACAUAGCUCACAAAAUUUAGUUUAUUGAUUUAUAUAUUGAAGUAAAUUUUUAUUUUUUAAUUUAUACUAACUAAAGAACAGCAAAACAAAACAUUCUCUCUCUCACAAAUAAAUAAAAACUUCAUUAUCAUGUGUGUAUUUUAGUUUUGAUAUUUUAAUUAUAUAAUAAAAAAAAAAGUCCCAAUCAUAGGGAUAAACAAAUCGUAGA